Molecule: messenger RNA, 1432 nt
Organism: Amaranthus tricolor (Joseph's coat)
Lineage: Eukaryota; Viridiplantae; Streptophyta; Magnoliopsida; Caryophyllales; Amaranthaceae
Product: transcription factor VIP1
Exons: 4
Coding region: 139-1203 (354 amino acids)
Biological process (GO): regulation of DNA-templated transcription
Cellular component (GO): nucleus
Molecular function (GO): DNA-binding transcription factor activity
Source: RefSeq, a predicted model, not a curated record
CACUUGUACAACACACAUUUGCUGUACUACUCACCACCUUCACUAUUUUCCCUUCUCUCUCCAUCCCUCCUCCUUCCUACAUUCUCUCCAUCCCCAAAAGUCUCCCUUUUGACUGAAAAUUUCCGCUUGAAUUCAGUCAUGAACCCACCAAACUAUCCCACAAACCCACUGAAACAUACCCUUCUAGAUCAAGUGGACCCCACCCCACAAAGGGGUGGACCCCACCACCGUAGGGCCCACUCCGACACUACUUUCAGGUUCUCCGGUGAUGAAGAGGAUGACUUUCUGUUCGACAUAGAUAGCUUCAAUCUUAGUUCAUUAGAUAUUAUUCCUCCUUCCCCUUCCCCUCUUCCUAUGCCCGUUGAUUCUUCUAAGUCUGAUGAAUCUAGCGGUGAUAAUCGUUCUUCAUCUACCUCAUCAAGGAUGGGGUUAAACCCACCUGCUUUGGCCCCACAUCUGAGGAGUUUGUCUGUUGAUGCUGAUUUCUUUGAUGGGGUUUCGUUUGGUGCUGGUUCUGCUGGUGUUGAGAGGAAAAUUGGAGGACAGAGAAUGGUUGGUGGGCAUAGAAGAACUAAUUCAAUGGAUGGUGGAAGCUCGUCGAGUUCGAUGAUGAAUGAUGGUGAUUCUAUGAUGAUUGAUGGUGUUAAGAAAGCUAUGCCUCCUGAAAAACUUGCUGAACUUGCUCUUAUUGAUCCUAAGCGCGCUAAAAGGAUUCUUGCAAACAGACAAUCUGCGGCAAGAUCAAAGGAAAGGAAAAUUAAGUACACUGGCGAGUUGGAGAGGAGGGUGCAGACACUGCAGACAGAAGCAACUACCCUUUCUGCACAAGUCACAUUGCUACAGAGAGACACUACAGGACUGACCAUCGAGAACAAGGAACUAAAGUUGCGUCUGCAGUCGUUGGAGCAACAAGCGCAACUUAGAAAUGCGCUAAACGAAGCAUUGAGGCAAGAAGUUCAGCGACUGAGGAUAGCGACUGGGCAAGUUCCACCGAGCAACAGCAACUCGUCUGGCGCACCACUCUUCCCGCAGUUCCCAACUCAUCUACCAAACAUGCCGUCCUUUAGUGCGUACCAGAACAUGGGACAGUCGUCUCAACCCCUUCAACCGCAAUUCCAAAUGCCCGAUCAACCCGCUGGCAACAACUCGAGUGCUAAUAAGCAGGUGAAACCAAACUUUAUGGACUUCAAUCAUAAGAAUUGAGGCUUUACCUUGAAGCCUUGUACUCUCGGUUAGAAAUUCGAGACUCGUAUUCAGUAUCUUUAGUCACAUCCACAUAGGAUGCUGUAAAUAAUGUUGUAAAUGUUAUCCCUUCAGCAUUCCUUCUGCUAUAGACCCACAUAUUUACUAUCUGGUAGGUUUUUUAUACAUGGAGUUAUUUUGUUGUAGAAUUGUUGAGAUUUUUAAAAUUUAGGUGAACCACAGGAUUUAA